Anguilla anguilla (European eel) is the source of this 2729-nucleotide messenger RNA. It is a transcript of the gene fgf14, whose product is annotated as fibroblast growth factor 14. Gene Ontology annotation, biological process: fibroblast growth factor receptor signaling pathway; animal organ morphogenesis; cell differentiation. The record is from RefSeq and is a predicted model, not a curated record. The transcript has 5 exons. The coding region runs from base 1675 to 2421 and encodes 248 amino acids. NCBI's taxonomy places the organism in Eukaryota, Metazoa, Chordata, Actinopteri, Anguilliformes, Anguillidae. Gene Ontology annotation, molecular function: fibroblast growth factor receptor binding; growth factor activity. Gene Ontology annotation, cellular component: cytoplasm.
UAUUUUGUCUGUUCAGAUCGUGUCGUAUCAGGAAAAUUAUGCCUGUGUGUCAGUCCUGUUGGUUUGUUUUUCAGCCUCAAAACACAGUUACUGUGCCACUGGUUUGGGUUAAUAUGUCGUACAGCGUCCGUAACAACGCCCUGUGCUGUGGGCAUUGAAGAUUCCCGGCGUCUGUCUGUUAUCGCGGUUGAGCGGGGGCGUUAGUUCUCACACAGCUGAUGCAGUCUUACAAGUGUUGAAUUUUACUACCAUCCCGUAGCAACAGUCAAACAACGACGAGGCUACGGGUUCGGCUGCGAUUAACCGAAAGGUGGCUUUCUGUCCUCUGAAAACGAGGGCUAAGGAAAAGCAAGUCCUUCGUACUUGUUGAUGUGCGGGAUACGCCGAGCAAUGCACUGAAGCUGGAAGCCGUUGGCUUUCCGUGGUUUUGUAGCGCGAGACUCGAUGAACAGUGGCAUGAUGUGGCUGCGCUUCGAUGUGUCUUGGCUACCUUAAUCGUUUCUUUCCGGUUACGUUCCGUUUGUUUUCCUGUUGAUUAGUUAGUGAAAACGCAGAAAAACCUUCUUUUUUCUUCCGGUCGUGGGAGCGUCCUAAGUUUAUUUAUUUGCGUGCUGCUGUCACACGGGGUAGACGUCAUCUUCACAAGACCCGGGUCAGCUUUGGUUACAUUUUUUCCCCAAAUCGGUCUACAAUUGCUGUAUUUUGGUUAUCGGAAAAAAAGGAGAAAUGUAUGUAUUUUCCAGAUCUGUGUGAUGUCGUCCACAGAGUGGAACACAAUGGAGUACAAAAAGGAAGAUAUUUUGAAUUAGCGACUAAGAUCUAUCAGGAGAAGUUUUUUUUUUUUUUCGGAAAUAAGCGGUAGCCUAUUACCUGAUGCCGAGUUCUUAAAUAUCGGUGUAGUAGGUUACUCACAAUUUUACUCAACUCCUCAAAACGAUGAGCGCUGCUAGGAGAAACGAAGGUUCGGUAGAAAUCAUCCAUUUUAGGAAAAGUGUCGCGGAUUGCUUAUAAACUUGAGGAAUAUGUGAGCAGAAACAUUGCAAUCGCGCAGCCCCACCUGGGAGUCGGGCGGACGUCCUUCACGAGUAAUAAUUACAAGAAAAUCGCUUUCGUUUGUUUUGGUUCCUGAUUGCACACUCAGGGAUGAGAAUCGCUGUCCAGCCUGCCGAGUUCUGCAAUUCCGAUCUUCAAUAAAAAGAAGAAAAUAAAAGAAGAAUGGGAGAAACAAGUACCAAAUUGAUUUUUGUUUAAGACUGGAUUGUGGCUUUAACAGAAUUUAGGCAUUUGCCGUGAACUGGACUCCGAGUAAGCUUCAAUUGGAUCUGGCAAAUAAAUAUGACGGUAUGACUAAUUAUUCGUUUUCCCAAUAUUCGUAAGUUUGGGUUAACACAAGGGGUGUUUCCCUUGGAAAUCUGAUAACGGUGUAAUAUUUUGUAGUAUUAUUGACGGCGUUGUGUGUAUGCUCAUUUUUUUAAACCAUGAUGAUACAUCGCUUCUCGUGCCGACGAAAAUGUAGUUAUUGGACUUGCUCGAAAUAUAUCUAUUUGCGUUACUGACAAGGCAAGGACCUUUUAGCCAGAACAAUGGGACUGUAGUAAGGAAUCGGGACACAAAAGGUGACAGUUUGUGUAGUCCGCGCUUCGCGUGCGGAGGUGAACAGUGCUAUCCUGAGACAUGGCAGCGGCUAUCGCCAGCGGUUUGAUCCGCCAGAAGAGACAGGCUCGAGAGCAGCACGUAGACCGGCCCUCAACCCACCGGAGGAGGAAGAGCCCCAGCAAGAACAAGGGUCUGUGCAACGGGAACCUGGUCGAUAUCUUCUCCAAAGUGAGAAUCUUCGGCCUCAGGAAGAGAAGACUACGGAGACAAGAUCCCCAGCUCAAGGGCAUAGUGACCAGGUUAUAUUGCAGGCAGGGAUACUACUUGCAAAUGAACCCAGAUGGAUCUCUCGAUGGAACCAAGGAUGACAGCAGUAAUUCUUCUUUGUUCAACCUCAUCCCUGUGGGCCUUCGAGUCGUCGCCAUUCAGUCCGUGAAGACGGGGCUGUACAUCGCCAUGAACGGAGAGGGGCAUCUGUACACGUCGGAGCUGUUCACGGCGGAGUGCAAGUUCAAAGAGUCGGUGUUCGAGAACUACUACGUGAUCUACUCGUCCAUGCUGUACCGGCAGCAGGAGUCGGGCCGGGCCUGGUUCCUGGGCCUCAACAAGGAGGGCCAAGCCAUGAAGGGGAACCGCGUGAAGAAAACCAAACCAGCUGCUCACUUCCUGCCCAAGCCAUUAGAAGUCGCCAUGUACAGAGAGCCGUCGUUGCACGAUGUGGGGGAGACGGUCCCGAAGGCGGGGGCGCCGCCCAGCAAAAGCACAGCCGAGCCGGCGGUGAUGAACGGAGGGAAGCCCGUCAGCAAACCCGCCAAGACCACAUAGCCCCGCCCUCCCCGGAGCCCCGCCCACUCUGGAGAGCUUGCUUCCUCCUGGCCCAGACUCAAACCCUCUCCUCCUCCUCCUCCUCUCUCUCUCUCUCUCUCUCUCCCUCUCUCUCUUUUCCUCUCACGUCUGUGGAUCAGGUUUUUGGGCGACUCUUUCCCCUUUCUUCGUCUCCUCCUCCUCCUCCUCCUCCUCCCCGGCUCCUCCUCUUUCUCCUCCUCUUUUGCCGCGUCGUCACGAGCGGAUAGGCCCGCCACGUGCGGUCGACCAAAAAAGAAAAACAAAACAAAACAAAAACAAAACAAAAC